AUGGCUCUCUGGAUCCGAUCGCUGCCUCUCCUGGCCCUUCUUGCUCUUUCCAGCCCCGGGACCAGCCACGCGGCUGCCAACCAGCACCUCUGUGGCUCCCACUUGGUGGAGGCUCUCUACCUGGUGUGUGGAGAGCGAGGUUUCUUCUACUCCCCCAAAGCCCGACGGGACAUUGAGCAGCCUCUAGUGAGCGGUCCCUUGCAUGGCGAGGUAGGAGAGCUGCCCUUCCAGCAGGAGGAGUUUGAGAAAGUGAAGCGAGGGAUCGUGGAGCAAUGCUGCCACAACACGUGUUCCCUCUACCAACUGGAAAACUACUGCAACUAG
This is a messenger RNA of Charadrius vociferus (killdeer), 324 nucleotides long. It is a transcript of the gene INS, whose product is annotated as insulin. Lineage: Eukaryota; Metazoa; Chordata; Aves; Charadriiformes; Charadriidae. Gene Ontology annotation, cellular component: extracellular region. Gene Ontology annotation, molecular function: hormone activity. The transcript is spliced from 2 exons. The record is from RefSeq and is a predicted model, not a curated record. Bases 1 to 324 code for a protein of 107 amino acids.